Messenger RNA from Phasianus colchicus (ring-necked pheasant), 4641 nucleotides. NCBI's taxonomy places the organism in Eukaryota, Metazoa, Chordata, Aves, Galliformes, Phasianidae. The record is from RefSeq and is a predicted model, not a curated record.
ACACCCUCUCUCUCCGCUCCCCCCGCUCCGCACCGCUCUGGCCGCGCCCCCUCCCCGCCGGGUCUGGGGGCGGUGCUGCGGGCUGAGCCGUGCCGAGCUGAGCUGGGCUGGUCUAGGUCCGGCCGCGCUGUGCCGAGCCGUGCCGGGCCGUGCCGUGCUGGGUCCGGCAGAGCCGGGCCGAGCCGAGCAGAGCCGAGCCGUGCUGGGUCCGACUGAGUCGCGUCGUACCGGGUCCGGCCGUGCCGUGCCGAGCCCGGUCGGACCGAGCCGGGCCAGCAUGCUGCGGUACCUUCUGAAGACGCUGCUGCAGAUGAACCUGUUCGCGGACUCGCUGGCGGCCGAGAUGUCCAACUCCUCCGAGCUGCUGCUCGGCAUCAACGGCAGCGAAGCCGCGCUCGACCUCCGCAACCUCACCGCCGGCAACGGCUCCCACCCACGGCUGGAGGACUCCGCACCCCGCAUCGUGGAGCACCCCUUGGACCUGCUGGUGUCCAGGGGUGAGCCAGCCACACUGAGCUGCAGGGCAGAGGGCCGCCCGUCGCCCACCGUGGAGUGGUACAAGGACGGUGAGCGCGUGGAGACGGAUCACGAGGACCCCCGCUCCCAUCGCAUGCUGCUGCCCAGUGGCUCCCUCUUCUUCCUCCGCAUUGUUCAUGGCCGCCGCAGCAAGCCUGAUGAGGGUAUCUAUGUCUGCGUGGCCAGGAACUACCUGGGUGAAGCCACCAGCAGGAACGCCUCGCUGGAGGUGGCUGUGCUGCGGGAUGAUUUCCGGCAGUCCCCUGGGGAUGUGGUGGUGGCAGCAGGUGAGCCAGCUGUGCUGGAGUGCGUCCCGCCCCGCGGGCACCCCGAGCCCACCGUCACCUGGAAGAAGGACGGCACCCGGCUCAGCGACAAGGAUGAGCGCAUCACGAUCCGCGGUGGGAAGCUGAUGAUGGCCACCACGCGCAAAAGCGACGCCGGCAUCUAUGUCUGUGUGGCCACCAACAUGGUGGGGGAGCGGGACAGCGAGCCGGCCGAGCUGGUGGUCUUUGAGCGCCCCGCGUUCGGCAGACGGCCACAGAACCAGGCGGUGCUGGAGGACCAGGCGGCCGAGUUCCCUUGUGAAGCACUGGGGGACCCCCCACCCACCGCCCGCUGGCGCAGAGAGGAUGGUGAGCUGCCGGCGGGAAGGUGGGAGCUACUGGCUGACAACACACUGAGGAUCAGUCGGGUGCGGGCAGAGGAUGAGGGAACCUACACCUGCAUGGCCGAGAACAGCGUGGGCAGGUCGGAGGCCUCAGGCACCCUUAUUGUGCGCGUGCCCCCGCAACUCAUCACCCGGCCCCGCAACCAGACUGUGCCCCCUGGCCAGAGUGUGACCUUCCAGUGUGAGACCACAGGAAAUCCUCCACCGGCUGUGUUUUGGCAGAAGGAAGGCAGCCAGGUCCGUCCCCUCCCCACCUCCACCCCCACAGCACCCCACCGUGCACCAAAGCCUUCUGCUUCCCCUUCUGCCCAGACACUGCUGUUCCCUGGGCAGUCCCCGCCGCCUGCCAGCCGCAUUUCGGUAGCAUCCAGUGGUGCCAUGACCAUCGCCACCGUGCAGCCCGCCGACGCCGGCUAUUACCUGUGCCAAGCCAUCAGUGUGGCUGGCAGUGUCCUGGCCAAAGCGCUGCUGGAGGUGGAGGCAGCGCCCGCUGAGCCCCAACCGCCAGUGAUCCGCUGGGGCCCCGCCAACCUGACGGUGCUGCCGGUGGGGGCCACAGUGCAGCUGCCCUGCUGGGCAGAGGGUGAGCCCCCGCCCCAUGUGGGAUGGCUGAAGGAUGGGCGCACUGUGUUGGGUUCUGAGAGCCGCACCAGCCUGCUGGAGAAUGGCACUCUGCAGAUCAGCAACAUGCGGGUGACAGAUUCAGGCCAGUACGAGUGCGUGGCCACCAGUUUGAUGGGUGAGAUGCGCUGGAGCGGGUCCCUGCAGGUGCAAGGUGAUUGAUCUCUCCUCUCCCCACCAUCCUCAGAGCCUGGCAUCCUUCCAGGGCCACCCUCCACCCCACUGGUCACCAAUGUUACCAAAAGCAGUGUCACUCUGACCUGGAAAGGGAAUGAGCUAAGUGGUGGCACUGCAGUCACCUACGUUGUGGAAGCUUUCAGUGAGGCCAUGGGUGGCCCGUGGCAGACAGUAGCAGCCAAUGUGGAGGGUGAGACACACACAGUGCAAGGCCUCGUCCCCGACACCGUGUACCUCUUCCUGGUGAGGGCACUCAAUGCCCAUGGGCUCAGCGACCCCAGUGGCAUCUCAGAGCCGAUCCGCACCCAAGCAGACACCAGCCCUACGCCACAGGUGCCCCCAGAGCUGGCACGUGUGGCCGUGCACCUGCAGGAGCCCGUGGUGCUGCCGCCGGGUGCCGUGCGCCUCUCCUGGACCGUGGAGCCCCCAUCGCCCUCUGUGCAGGGAUACCAGGUGCUGUACCGGCGGCGCGGUGGGCGCUGGGAGGCGUGGGAUGUGCGGGCAGCGGGUGAACGGGGGGCUCUGCUCACGGGGCUGCGCCACGGCCAGGACUACGAGGUGAAGGUGCGGCCCUUCUACCUGCACCUCCACGGCCCCGACAGUGCCGUGCGUGCCCUGCGUAUGCCUGAGGCAGCCCCCAGUGCUCCACCGCGGGCUGUCAGCGUGGCUGGAAAUGGCACCAGUGUCCGCAUCUCCUGGCAGCCACCACCACCAGCUGAGCAGAAUGGAGUCAUCCUCGAUUACCGAAUCUGGUGCUUGGGCAAUGAGAGCCGCUUCCACAUCAAUCAGAGCGUGGAGGGGACAGUGCUAGCCACAGUGCUGCAGGGUUUGGUGCCCGGUGUCCCCUACCGUGCUGAAGUGGCUGCGGCCACAGGGGCAGGUGUGGGUGCUCACAGUGCGCCCAUCGCCAUCCGCAUCGGUGAGUGUCCCCAUGGUGAUGCAGCACCCAUGAGUGGGGAUCUCUGUUGGGCUGGUAGCCAGGGAUGGCUGCUUGGCACCGCUGGCAUCCUAUCCCAUGUGCUUGCAGCACCCCCAGUGGAGCAGGACGUGGGGUCCGUGGGAUGGGGCAGCAUGGCGGAGCACAUGGCUGCGGUGGCGAGGCGGCCGGCCUUCAUCGCUGGUGUCAGCGGUGCCCUCUGGCUCAUCCUCGCUGGGUUUGCAGCAUGGCUUUAUAGCCGCCGCCGCCGCAGGAAAGAGCUGAGCCAUUUCACAGGUAUGGAUUGCAGCCUGGGACCCCCAUCUGCUGCCCACCAUACUCACACAGGGUUUCUUGUUGCAGCCUCCUUUGCCUUUGCGCCCACGGGUGCAUCCAUGGGUGCUGUAGGGCCACGUCAUGGCCCCACCACAUCUUCACUGCCACCCCCAGCUCUGUCCACACUCACCUUCCCACACACCCCAGUACCAGCACACAGCAGCCCCAGGAAUGCUCACCCAUGGCUGGCGGAUGCGUGGCGUGGUGGUGGCCUGGAUGCCACCGAGAGAUACUACAAUGAGGCUGGCAUCUCCCGCUACAUCGCCCAGACGGAGCCCUUUGGGCCCGGGAAUGCCGAGGGGCCCAUCUACAGCAGCAUAGAGGCAGGGGGCGAGGAGCUGCGCACCUUCCACCGGCCCUGCUCACAGCAUGGCCCUGAGAUCCUGUAUGGUCACUCAGCUCCUGGGCAGCACGGUGAUCACUACCCCACUACCGUGGGGGGACACUGGCACACAUCCCUGUGCCUGCAGCCCCACGUCCCUCACCCCAAAGGGAAAAACUUGGGGAAAGCGGUACAGACGCCGGUGCUGAGCUGGACCGAGCUACUGCCCCCACCACCCUCGGCCAGUGAGCUCAGCCAGUACACUGAGGAGGAGGAGGAGAAGGAGGAAGAAGAGAUGAAUGAAGAAGAGGAUGGCAUCUUGGGGCUGGAGGAGCACUGUCCUUCCACUGAGGAUGCCCCCCGGCACACUGCCUCUUCACCUGCCACCCCGACGGGCUGCUGGGCCCCGGCUGCAACAGCCCCUAUGCCCCACGAGGACACUCGCAGCCUGCAGCGUUUCAACAGCCCCCAUUCACCCCGGAGGCCCCCACGCGGCACUGCACCCUCACCGAGCCCCCCGCUGAGCCCCUGCAGCCCAGACACAUGCAAGGGUCCCAUGCCCCGAGCCCACCGCCCCCACGGCGCAGGGAAAACACGCUCAGAAACCCCGAAGAGCCAUCCAAAGCCCAAAGGCGGCCGCUACCCUCGGGAACAGUGGACGGGAGGUGGGUUUGUGCCCGGGGGAGGCCGGGGGCUACCCGCGGCGCUCAGCCCUCGCUUUGCCCCCGCAGCAGACCUGCCGCCGCCCCCUCUGCCGCCUCCGGGCGAGGCCCCCCCUCCCAGACGGGAGACGAGCGGAGCUGAGCGCAGAGCCGCCCACCGACCGCCCCGCCAAGGUGAGCUGGGAUCCGGCCGCAGCGCCAAACCGCCGGCAGCGCCACCGACCCAGCGCCGUCCCUCCCCGGCAGGUGACGUUGUCCCCUACAGCAAACCCUCCUUCCUGGCCCGCGGCUGCUCCACCGCCGGCAGCGCCUCGUCCUGCGGCUCCACGGGCUCCCGCGGGCACGGUUCAGGGCGCAGCCCCCGCCCGGACCCCCUGGCUCCCCGCCCGCCGCAGGAGGAGCGAUGAAGCGGCGCGGGGAC